Messenger RNA from Prorocentrum cordatum, 429 nucleotides. The record is from the annotation of a GenBank genome assembly. NCBI's taxonomy places the organism in Eukaryota, Dinophyceae, Prorocentrales, Prorocentraceae.
AUGGUAGACGUGAUGGCCUUGUUCGAAGCGGAGAUAGGCAAGAUGGGUUCGCCAAGCGAAGAGAAACAAGUGGACGAGACGCAGGGUGCAUCAGCGAAGCGCGGUCGUGCAGAUGGCGCAGAGGACAAGAGUGAGGAGACAGGACAGGGGGAAUCGAAGAUUAGCUUGGUGCAGGAAGCGAAGAUAAGAUGGAAGCAGCGACAACAUGAUGAUACUCUCGCCUUGGAAGAGGCAGGGAAAGGCAAAUGGAUCGAGCACAAGGAUGUUGACUCUGGAGCCUGGUAUUAUUUCAACCCUGUUACGAAGGUAUCUUCCUGGGAACGGCCAUCUGAUUUUGUAGAGCCGUGCCUAGUCACGGAGGCUUCUAUUGUUGGUCCAAAGUGGACAGUGAGCAAGGAUCCUACAAGCAGGCGUUUCUAUUAUUCUUAG